UGUCUUCAUAAGUAGAGAAAACAGUUCUUUACCGGCGCCAUUGGGCGGAUAUCUUCGUUCACUUUCGCCGGCAAUCACAGCCCCGCCGGAGCAACUUCGCCUAAACAUUCUAGUUUCCUAUCCGCUGCUGAUUUGAGAUCUGUCAGACUUUGUUUCGGACAAAUCGACGGUGUCUGAUAUGUCGCCUGAAAGCGGCACGCUUGUCCAUGAUAUCUUCUCGGCGGGUCUGACGUUGGGGGUGGUCUUAGGGUUGCUCAUAUUCUGGGGGGAGAUAGCGAAGAGGAGCUUUUUUGAGCAGACGACAAUCAGGAAGCUGGUGCAUAUAAGUGUUGGGUUGGUGUUUAUGUUUUGUUGGCCUCUAUUCAGUCCCAGCCCUCUGGCGCCAUUUCUUGCAGCUGUAGCUCCAGGUAUCAACAUAAUACGAAUGCUGCUCUUGGGGCUUGGAAUAUGGAAAAAUGAAGCAGUUGUCAAGUCAAUGACCAGAAAAGGAGACUACAGGGAACUUUUGAGGGGACCACUAUGCUAUGCUUGCUCCCUUACACUAUCAACCACAAUCUUUUGGCGAACUUCUCCUAUUGCUAUUGCUGCAAUCUGCAAUCUGUGUGCUGGAGAUGGAGUUGCGGAUAUGUUUGGGAGACGAUUUGGAAAGAAAAAAUUGCCUCACAAUCCUAGCAAGUCCUUUGCAGGUUCCAUUUCAAUGGCAAUUGCAGGUUUCAUGGCAUCCAUUGGGUUCAUGCAUUACUUCGCUUCAUUUGGAUUCGUGGAGGAGAGCUGGAGCAUGUUCUGGCGUUUCAUGCUUGUAUCAUUAGCUGCAGCAAUUGUGGAGUCAUUGCCUAUCCAUUCAGAGCUGGAUGACAACUUAACUGUGUCAUUGACGUCUUUGCUUGUUGGUGCUGUUGUUUUCUGAUGUUGAACCUGGAGUAUUCUAUUCUAAUUGAAUAAGGGUAUGUUUUGUCUCAUGGGAACCCAUGAAGGUUUCUGAGUCGUAAUAAGCAGAGCUACCAGUUCUUCAUGACUGUACUGAAGCUGGAUUUGUUUUUCUGUUUAUUUUAUUGUCUGUGGCUAUUUAUUUUUGAAAUAUUUCAGGAAGUUGAAUUUUUGAGUGAUUCUCUUUUUCAUAUAGUUUUUUAAGUUUUGA
This is a messenger RNA of Phalaenopsis equestris, 1138 nucleotides long. RefSeq names its product probable phytol kinase 2, chloroplastic. Bases 179 to 907 code for a protein of 242 amino acids. The transcript has 6 exons. Gene Ontology annotation, molecular function: kinase activity. The record is from RefSeq and is a predicted model, not a curated record. NCBI's taxonomy places the organism in Eukaryota, Viridiplantae, Streptophyta, Magnoliopsida, Asparagales, Orchidaceae.